AUGAGUGUCGAAGCCGCCGUCCAGGACGAGGGGCUCGUUAUCCCGGUAACCCCUCGCACUCGCCCUCCCCCCCCCCGGUUCUCGCUCACCCCCUCCGAGCGCGCCGACACCGCCGUCGCCAUCCUGCGCGGCUUCCAGACGGCCGGCUUCAUCUACCUGCGCUCUCCGCCGUCGCCCGCGCCCUCCGCCGUGCGCGACAUCUUCGCCCGCUCUGCCGCCUUCUUCGCCCAGCCGCUCGCCGACAAGCUCGCCCUGAGCCUGACCGACGCGGCCGCCAACCGGGGCUACCUCCGGCAGGGCCGCGAGCGGCUCAUCCCCGACGGCGGCGAUGGCAACGUUCCGGAUGUGCUGGAGCUGAAGGAGAGCCUCGAGAUUGGCCGCGAGCCGCACGAGAGCUUCCGCAACCACUGGCCCGCAGAGGCGGCGCUGCCGGGGUUCAGGGAGGAGGCGAUGGCAUUCUUUGAGACGUGCAAGGGGCUGCACGUGCAGGUCAUGAGGGCUGUCGCGGUCGGGAUGGGGCUAGAGGACAGGCAUUUCGACGGCUAUGUCGACAAGGGCGACAACACGCUCCGCCUGCUGCACUACCCGGAGGUCAAGGCGGACGUCUUCAAAGCCAACGCCGGGCAGGUUCGGGCCGGCGAACACUCUGAUUACGGCUCUAUCACGCUGCUCUUCCAGGACGACCGAGGCGGCCUCCAAGUUCGCUCGCCCUCGGGCAGGUUCGUCGACGCAACGCCCAUCCCGGGCACCAUCGUCGUCAACGCCGGCGACCUGCUCGCGCGCUGGAGCAACGACACCAUCAAGAGCACCGUCCACCGCGUCGUCGAGCCCCCGCACGCUGCCGAUGUCGACGUCUACCCGCCGCGGUACAGCAUCGCAUACUUUUGCAACCCCAACUCGGAUAGCCUCAUCGAGGCCAUGCCGGGCACCUACGCCAACGAGUCAGAUAAGAAGUACGGGCCGAUCCUGAGUGGCGAGUACCUGAUCCAGCGACUGGCUCCGACCUACUAG
Messenger RNA from Cordyceps fumosorosea ARSEF 2679, 1011 nucleotides. Its product is annotated as thymine dioxygenase. Lineage: Eukaryota; Fungi; Ascomycota; Sordariomycetes; Hypocreales; Cordycipitaceae. The record is from RefSeq and is a predicted model, not a curated record. The coding region runs from base 1 to 1011 and encodes 336 amino acids. Gene Ontology annotation, molecular function: dioxygenase activity. The transcript has 2 exons.